Pieris macdunnoughi is the source of this 597-nucleotide messenger RNA. The record is from the annotation of a GenBank genome assembly. Lineage: Eukaryota; Metazoa; Arthropoda; Insecta; Lepidoptera; Pieridae.
AUGCCGUCAACCGUUUUGUCACAUAAAUAUACAUCAUUUCCGACAUUGUUCGAAGAUGUGCCAUUUCCGACAUUGUUUGAAAAUGUACCAUUGCCGACAUUGUUUGAAGAUGUCCCAUUGCCUACUUUGUUCGAAGAUGUCUCAAUGCCGACAUUGUUCGAAGAUGUCCCAUUGUUAACAUUAUUUGAAGAUGUCCCAUUGCCAACUUUGUUUGAAAAUGUCCCAUUGCCAACAUUGUUCGAAGAUGCCCCAUUGCCGACUAUAUUUGAAGAUGUUCCAUUGCCGACAUGGCUCGAUGAUAUCCCAUUGCCGACAAUGUUCGAAGAUGUCUCAUUGCCGACGAUGUUCGAAGAUGUCCCAUUGCUGACUUUGUUUGAAGAUGUCCCAUUGCUGACAAUGUUCGAAGAUGUCCCAUUGCCGACUUUGUUUGAAGAUGUCCCAUUGCCGAUUUUAUUCGAAAUUGAGCCAUUCCCAACGUGUUUUCGUUCUUUGAAGAAUUCGUUCGUUAUUAGGGCAAAUGGGUUUUCAACUAGAAGCCACAAAAAUAGCGCCAGCGUAAAUGUCGCGGUGACAAUUCCAAAGGACGCCGUGAGCUGA